AUGUCAAAUGAUCUGAACCGGCUUCAACUGUUGGAAAGUGUAUUCAACAGAGUGACAGAGUUUGCACGUACUGUUCACAGCAUACUGCCCACCAUCAGAGAGUGUGUUGAACUGCAUGAGAGACUGUUGGACUCCAUCGGUCGCAUUCUGUCUCUGUUGCAGCUCAUACGUGACGGUCUCAAUGGGCAUACGCCUGGACUGACAAAUGGACGGUCGAAGGGUUGA
Messenger RNA from Macrosiphum euphorbiae (potato aphid), 225 nucleotides. NCBI's taxonomy places the organism in Eukaryota, Metazoa, Arthropoda, Insecta, Hemiptera, Aphididae. The record is from the annotation of a GenBank genome assembly.